UCCCUCCAAUGGUCUUUUCGAUUAAAACUAUCUCUUUCUUUAUUAGGGUCCACUGUAAUAUUAUUAUACCUCGUAAUAACAUUAAUCCAUGGAGAACGGCGGCCCUAGUCAGCCAAAGUACAAAGGAAUUCGGUUGAGGAAAUGGGGGAAAUGGGUUUCGGAAGUUAGAUUGCCUAAUAGUCGGGAGAGGAUUUGGCUCGGCUCGUAUGAUACCGCUGAGAAAGCCGCAAGGGCUUUUGAUGCGGCGCAGUUCUGCCUCCGCGGGCCGAAAGCCAAGUUUAACUUUCCUGAUAGUCCGCCGGACAUAUCUCUAUCCGACCGACAAAGGCUUUCGCCUGCGGAGAUACAGGCUAUUGCAGCUAGGUUUGCGAAUGAUGAUCACUCGCACUCCCAGUCGUCAUCAGUAGUACAGGAGAUACGGCCACUACCGUCACAUGGACAUGAUUAUGAGGGCAAUAUGUCAAAUAUUAAUUCCCACGUGACUAAUAUGGAGAAAGAUGAAAUGUCACUAUCAUCAACUACUUGUAAUGAUCCAGUGGUCCAAAUGGACACUAAUAAUAAUAGUACUGCUACUGCAGCUAUGGCCUGGGCUUCUUUUGAUAUGUGGGAAGAUUAUCCACAUCAUGCUAUUGGGCCCCCACCUGAUCUUUUUUGUGAUCCACAUUCAUCAUAUGCUGGGACUAAUUAUGAUUCUGGAUAUUAUCCUGCAGGAGUACUGGAUAGUUUGUCAAGUAAUCUCUACUCACCACCACAUUUUCCACAAAGAGUAACUCAUAAUUAUGAUGAUGAUGAUACUGGCAAUGGUGGAGAUGAACAUUAUACUCAACAAUCCUUCCUCUGGAACUUUUAACUAAAAAUAUGCAAGCCCUAUAGUCUGCAGCAUGUAUGGCAAAUAUUAGUAAUUGCUAUAUAUGCUAGCCGAUUUUUAUCCAAUGCUAAGUGAUGGGUUAUAUAUAGAAUGGGGAUAUGUAUGUAUUGAUCCUCUCUCCGGUUUUCUUAUAGUAAUUAAUAUUUUUGCCGGAAAGAAGAGAUAUAUAAGGUAGCCUCAUGAAUACUUGUUAGAGUUCUGGGAUUCAUGCACGUUGCCAGCAUUAAUAAAGAGCAGGCAUGCGUAUCAGUAAUAUCUUAGUUUUAGAUAAUGAAUAAGUUGUUAUUGCUAAGAAGAAAUUGUGAGGAGUCAUGUGUAUGUCUAUCGGUAAUUAAUCACCAUGUUGAUCUUAAGCAGGUUUCACUGAUGGACAAACAUACUUAUUAACUACUGAAUUAGCGAAUGGUGGUUAUUUUGUCGUG
Messenger RNA from Capsicum annuum, 1290 nucleotides. Its product is annotated as ethylene-responsive transcription factor ERF016. Bases 89 to 850 code for a protein of 253 amino acids. Gene Ontology annotation, biological process: regulation of DNA-templated transcription. The transcript has a single exon. Gene Ontology annotation, molecular function: DNA binding; DNA-binding transcription factor activity. NCBI's taxonomy places the organism in Eukaryota, Viridiplantae, Streptophyta, Magnoliopsida, Solanales, Solanaceae. The record is from RefSeq and is a predicted model, not a curated record.